This is a messenger RNA of Lycium ferocissimum, 1968 nucleotides long. RefSeq names its product protein FREE1-like. Gene Ontology annotation, molecular function: ubiquitin binding; metal ion binding. The transcript is spliced from 10 exons. The record is from RefSeq and is a predicted model, not a curated record. Bases 154 to 1686 code for a protein of 510 amino acids. Gene Ontology annotation, cellular component: late endosome membrane; ESCRT I complex. Gene Ontology annotation, biological process: multivesicular body assembly; intralumenal vesicle formation. Lineage: Eukaryota; Viridiplantae; Streptophyta; Magnoliopsida; Solanales; Solanaceae.
UUCGUUUUCUUCUACAUUCUUCCACACCCAAAUCCCUCAUCUUAACUCCAUAAUCACAUAAUCAACAAACCUUAAAUAACAUAUAAUCUCCUCAAAACCAAUCAACACCGUCCAAAUCUCUCUUCUCCGAUCAAAAUUCCAAAAUCUCCGAUAAUGCAACACGGCGACGUUAGCUCUGCCUAUUACCAAUAUUACCAGCCUCACUUUCCGAACCCUAACCCUACCGAUCAACCCUACACUCCGGCCGCCGCCGUCCCCGGCCAAUUCGCCUCCGCUCCGCCUGUUGCUUCCGGCGAUUACUCCAAUUACGCCGCCACAUAUCCGCCGUAUUCCGAUCAUGCCCCUAAUCCACCGGCUCCGUUCCCUUCAAACCCUAGCUCUCAAUCUACCUACGGUUUCCCUCACCUUGAAGCUCCUCAGCCCAAUUAUUAUCCCUAUGAUCAAAAUCAACCACCUGUGAAUUAUGAUUUUGCUCCACCAAAUCCACCUAGUUAUAAUUCAUUGAAUUCGUCAGCUCCUUAUUCGUCCACAGGGACUAAUUAUGGUAAUUCGUUUGAGAAUAACGCGAAUUAUGGUUCGUAUGGUGGUGAUCAGGGGUUGUAUGAUGGUGGUGUUUAUAAGUAUAAUGGGAAGAAAGAGGAGUCGUAUAGUAGUGGAAAUCGAUCACAGUCGAGUUCGGGUUUGAUGUUUGAUGAUUAUGGAAGACCGAUUAAUGUUGAUAAUAGUGGGAGGGAGCAGCAGCAGGGAAGACCUGUGAAUACUCCUACUAAAGUUGUGAAGGCAACACCAAAGAUUGAGGACCAACAAGAUGUAACAGGUGGUGUUUUGAAGUUUCGUGUCAAGCUUUUAUCGGAAGGCAUUGGUCAGACUGAUAUGGAUGUGCUCUGUCAGAUUGGUCUAGAUGGGAUUCGCAUACUUGAUCCUGCGACUAGCCGGACUCAGAGGAUAUAUUCACUCGAGAACGUGACAAGAUGGGAGGUGUUGGAUUCAUAUAUAUUUGCAUUUUGGGCUAAAACUUCGGUCGACUUUGAAGCUAAACGUAUAAGGCUGAAAUCAAAUAGCUAUACCACGAAUAAUAUUCUUGAUGCAGUGACAGCAGCAAGUAUUCAGGUCAAAGAAAUGGGCGAGAGUAGUAUGCCUUCAGAUGCAAUCAAGGGAUCUGAGUCGGCUGCUGAGAAGAAGAAAGGUUUUGAUUGGAUGAAGUUGAUGAGGCCACUUAAUGAAGAGAAAGAUCACUGGGUUCCUGAUGAAGCAGUUCGCAAGUGCACUGCUUGUGGGACAGACUUUGGUGCUUUUGUACGAAGGCACCACUGCAGAAAUUGCGGGGAUAUUUUCUGUGACAAAUGUACUCAAGGUAGAACUGCUUUGACUGCAGAUGAAGAUGCCCAACCAGUUCGAGUUUGUGACCGAUGCAUGGCUGAGGUAACUCAAAGGCUCAGCAAUUCUAAAGCUGCGGUCAGAGUUGCUGCAUUGCCAAGUCAUGUAGACCUUGCAAAAAAACUCCAGGAGGAGAUGGACAAAAAGCGGAAGACAUCAAUAGGUCAUACAUCCGAAGGAUCCAGGAGGAUGAGAGAGGUUGCAUGUCCAACUUGCACAGUCCAUUUGCAGGUUGAAGUCCCAGCUUCUGGAUCAGAAACGAUAGAGUGCAGCGUCUGCCAGCAGCCAUUCCUUGUUAGUGCUCAUUGACAGGCAGGGUUGGUGUGGUUUGUUCUGCAAUAUUCCUAAUAUGCAGGGAUUGAUUAGAAUCCACCACAAUGUUCCUUCCAACUUUAUAUGAUUGUUUUUUAAGGGUAUCAAGAUCUGUAUUUAUUGGUGUUUGUGUUGGUCUCCCAAUAAUGUAGAUUUAUAGAUCUAUGAACUUUUUGUCUGCUGUGUGCAUGUACAGUACGUGCUUCAUGUAGGGAAGUACUUGCAAAAGUGAUUCACUAACUUGUUCAGUUCAUUGUGCAAAUCAAUCAGUUUUCGUCA